CGUCUCCGUCCGCGCGGUGCUGCGGCCCCCGAAUGCCGCGUGAGGGCGGAGGAACAUGGCGGCCGAACCGGAGAAGAAAAGAAGUAGAGUAGAGGAGCAUCCGCACAACAUGGCGGUAGAGAGCAGCAGCUGUGUGGAAUCGAUGGACUGGGAUGGCCGCUGGAACCACAUCUCUAAGUUCCUGGAGCGACCUGGUCCUUUUACGCACCCAGACUUUGAGCCCAGCACAGAGACUCUCUCCUUUCUCCUGGAGUCAUGCAAGAUAUUAGUUCUUGGAGCUGGUGGCUUGGGCUGUGAGCUGCUGAAGGAUCUGGCAUUGUCAGGAUUUCGACAAAUUCAUGUCAUUGACAUGGACACAAUCGAUGUCUCUAACCUCAAUCGGCAGUUUCUGUUUCGGCCCAAGGACGUCGGCAGGCCGAAAGCCAACGUGGCUGCAGAGUUCAUCAACACCAGGGUCCCAGGCUGCAAUGUCAUGCCACAUUUCAAAAAGAUUCAAGAGUAUGACGAAUCAUUCUACAGACAGUUUCACAUCAUUGUGUGUGGACUGGACUCAAUUGUUGCAAGAAGGUGGAUUAAUGGGAUGCUGAUGUCCAUGCUGAACUUUGAGGAUGGAGUACUGGACCCCAGCACCAUCAUCCCCAUGAUUGAUGGGGGCACCGAAGGCUUCAAGGGCAAUGCCAGAGUGGUGCUGCCUGGCAUGACGGCCUGUAUCGAAUGCACCCUGGACCUGUACCCCCCACAGAUCAACUUCCCCAUCUGCACUUUAGCUUCCAUGCCUCGGCUGCCGGAGCAUUGCAUUGAGUAUGUCCGCCUUCUGCAGUGGCCCAAGGAGCAGCCCUUCGGAGAUGCUGUGGCCCUGGACGGAGAUGACCCAGAGCACAUCCAGUGGGUUUACCAGAACUCGCUGGCGAGAGCAGCACAGUUUCACAUCACCGGGGUGACGUACAGACUCACACAGGGGGUUGUGAAGAGAAUUAUCCCAGCUGUUGCUUCCACAAAUGCAGUUAUUGCUGCUGCCUGUGCAACGGAGGUGUUCAAGAUUGCAACCAGCUCCUAUGUACCGCUGAGCAACUACAUGGUGUUCAAUGACGUGGACGGGCUGUACACCUACACAUUUGAAGCUGAAAGAAAGGACAACUGCCCGGCGUGUAGCCAGGUGCCACAGAACUUGGAGUUCUCCUCCUCCGCUCGCCUCCAGGAGGUCCUGACCCAUCUCACUGAGAGCACAUCUUUUCAGAUGAAGUCACCAGCGAUAACCGCAACAGUAGACGGGAAAAACAAGACUCUGUACAUGCAGACGAUAGCAUCUAUUGAGGAAAGGACACGACCAAAUCUGUCAAAAACCCUCCAAGAGCUGGGUCUUACAGAUGGGCAGGAGUUGGCAGUGGCUGACAUCACCACACCUCAGACUGUCCUUUUCAAGCUUCACUUCAGCAGUUGAUGGCCUCUCACCCAAUUCACCAACACCCACAAGUCCCUAUCAUCAGUGCCCUUCCCCGUCGGCUGAGCGCACGUACAAUUGUGACAGCUCCUUCGCAUCUGAGAGUUGUUUCAAUGUAAUCCAAAAGUAUCAUUUUUUUAUUCCUACCUCAAUUUCCCAAAUGUAAGAUUUUUUGUGAUUUAAAGUGAAAUGUCUACAAAUAAUAUGAAUCGGGUUAAAUUUUGCUCCUAAGUCAUGGCUGUAAAAAUUGCUGAAACCUUGUGGUGUGGGAAACACUAGGCUUUCUGUUGGGCACCAGAUAAGACCUAAGCAACAGCUUCCCAUUAUUAGAACAUGCUAUUUUUUUGCUAUACAGCAUCACUUGCAGGUAUUUAUAUCUCGUGUUACCCUCAGCUGAAGCUUAAUGCCCAUGACAGAUGCUUUCCAGCUUUUACAAGCUACAGCAUUUGUCAUGGAGAGUUCUACCAACUGCUCACAUUGUCCCACUUCCAUUUCCUUCAUCUGCCCCCACUUUCCAUUCUUCCUUGCAGAAUCAUAUUUGUCCUUUCUUCAGCUGACUUAGGAUAUCCCACAUAUGCCAUCUCGUCAAACUUCUCAGUAGUUCUUGCUUGUGUACCCAUUCUCUGUUGCGUCUCCAUUCUCGUCACAAUCGCCUAAACGUUCCAUUAUUUUGUAAGACUCGACCACAUGCAGUUAUUUUCUUCAUGUUUUAGUCCGUCUUAUUGACGGCGAAAAACCAACAAUCACCAUUUAAGUUCAUUGCUGUAUGAUAUGAUGUAUGCUUAUUGGGUGUAUAUUUAUCUUUGCCUAUAGCCUAAUAAUACAUUCUGUAAGUAAUAGGUAUCAGUUAAUAUUUGGUUAGAUAGCAAUUUGAGCUGCAUAAAUACUACUGUCGUUACAUUCAUUGUUGUUGGCUGUUGGGAACAUUUUUUCAGGGCUGUACACAUUGAAUUUGUAGGGUUGUUAAAACGAUAACAGCCAAACCCUGCACUCUGAAGAGAGAGAGAGCACUUAUGACUUUCAAAUAUGAUAUGUAUGUGUUCUCACAAGAAAGUUGCCCUUGUAUGCAAUUCUCAAAUAUGAACGUGUUGUAUCAUGAAACCAAUAUGAUGGAAAAUAUUUAAUUUUGUGUUGGUUGCAUGACCCUGACUCGUCAUUAAGCUAAAGGAAUUUAAUGCUAUCAGCUCGUGCCAAACUUAUUAAUACAUACUCCUGGAUGGAAGGUAUGAACAUCGUAUGUCAGAGGAAAACUUGCCAUUAGCCCCUUUUGCCACUACCCUCAAACCCACCAUUUAAUUGUUACACUGAUCCAAAUUAAAACCCAGGUAUGUUCAGCUUCCGUUUCUGAUCUGAACCUGAAAAAUAACCCUCACUUUUGAAGAUGACGAUUUUCUUCCCCCCUCGGCAUUUGUCAUGUUCAGGAGAGUAGCGCUGCUGCUAGUUUCACAUUUUUUUCACGGAUAAUAUUUGCUCCAACAUAAAAACAUGGUCUGCCUGGUAACGAUUGUACAGCGAGGUGCAAUGUGCAUUCCUGAGGAGCUGGCAUGAGAGCUUUAUGUAGAGAAACACAAGCACACUUAAUUUGCUCUUUUAUCAUUUCUUAUUCUGCACUCCCAUUCAUGAGUUGUUUUUCUCAGUAUGAAAAGUGCUGUGGGGCUUCCAAUAUGCAGUAUAGUACCUGCAGAAUAGACUUGCAGGAGGGAGGGUAUGCCUUGCAAAGGUGACAUUAUUUCGUAAUGUCGCAACCGUUUAUGGUUGCGAACGCGCAAGGUUUACAGGUGAGCGGGGGACUGAACAUUGUUUGGGUAACUUUUGUUUUGCCCAUGGGCUGAGCAGGCGUAUGCAGUGUUCACAUUUCUUCGUGCAUUGCAGUGUGUGCGGUGAUGUUACUUGAAGAUGAGUUGUCUAGCACAGCAUUUUUUUAUGCUGUUACAUGCGGAUUAUUCAAAAAUAGUGUGAAAUAUUACAAACUGCAUUUUAAUGAGUGUGUCAUGUCUGCUGUUUAAUAAAUGUGUACUAAUAUG
Molecule: messenger RNA, 3465 nt
Organism: Lethenteron reissneri (Far Eastern brook lamprey)
Lineage: Eukaryota; Metazoa; Chordata; Hyperoartia; Petromyzontiformes; Petromyzontidae
Gene: UBA3
Product: ubiquitin like modifier activating enzyme 3
Biological process (GO): protein neddylation
Cellular component (GO): nucleus; cytoplasm
Molecular function (GO): NEDD8 activating enzyme activity
Source: RefSeq, a predicted model, not a curated record